AGCACAUCAUCGACUGUUUCAUAGUAUUUCUAUUAUUCUUGUUUUGUUUUGCUAUCGCACAUCUUUUGUCUUGCUAUCACCGUUAAUUACCCAAAAGGAGAAAGGAAACUUUGUGCUCUCUUGUUACACACACACACACACACACAUCUAUCAAAGCAACAAGCAUGUCUUCCCCAAGCCACUUUAAGAAGCUGGUGGUGACGUCGCUGUCGAGGGACUUCCGCAACUCCACGGCGGUGGUGGACGGUCACCUGCCGGAUGAGGUGCCGGAAGGAAAGGUUCGCCUGGCGGUGAAGUACGCUGGUGUCAACGCGAGCGAUUUGAACUUCGCCAACGGCUCCUACUUCAAGGAGACGAAGCUCCCCUUCGACUGCGGAUUCGAGGCCGUCGGCACGGUUGUGAAGGUCGGCCAUGGCGUGACGAACCUGAAGGAAGGCGACGCGGUGGCCGUCAUGCAGUAUGGGGCGUUCGCCGAGUUCAUCGAUGCGCCGGCGCUGGCGUGUGCCCUGGUACCGGACGCGAAGCCGGAGAACGUUGUCCUGCCAGUGAGUGCGCUGACCGCCGCCGUCGCCCUCGGUGAAGUGGGCUACGUGAAGAAGGGCGAGGUGGCGCUGGUGACCGCCGCGGCGGGUGGGACGGGUCAGAUCGCCGUGCAGCUGCUCAAGCACGUCUACGGCUGCACCGUCAUCGGCACCUGUUCCUCGGCGGAGAAGACGGACUUUUUGAAGAAGAUCGGCUGCGACCACGUCAUCAACUACAAGACGGAGAACGUCGAUGACCGCCUGCGCGAACUGGCGCCGAAUGGGGUAAACGUGGUUUACGAGUGUGUCGGCGGACAGAUCUUCAACGAGGCGGUGCGCCGCAUCGCCGUGCACGGCCGCAUCAUCGUCAUCGGCACCGUCUCGAGCUACAAGACCGGGGAGGUGGUGCCCUUCUCCAACCCGCGUGGCGUGUCGCUGCCGAUGGCGCUGUUAGGCAGGUCUGCCUCUCUCAACGGAUUCUUCCUCCCCCACUUCCACAACGUCAUUCCCAGGUACACCAAGGAGGUGCUUGCUGCCGUGGAGGCGGGGCAGGUGAAGCUGUUUGUGGAUCAGAAGGUGUUCAAGGGGAUUGGCAGCGUCGUGGAUGCCGUGGACCACUUGUACUCGGGCACCAGCUACGGCAAGGUGGUGGUGCAGAUCCAGUAG
This is a messenger RNA of Leptomonas pyrrhocoris, 1187 nucleotides long. Its product is annotated as putative oxidoreductase. Gene Ontology annotation, molecular function: oxidoreductase activity; zinc ion binding. The transcript has a single exon. The record is from RefSeq and is a predicted model, not a curated record. The coding region runs from base 165 to 1187 and encodes 340 amino acids. NCBI's taxonomy places the organism in Eukaryota, Euglenozoa, Kinetoplastea, Trypanosomatida, Trypanosomatidae. Gene Ontology annotation, cellular component: mitochondrion.